AUGAUAAGCAAUAAAGAAAUCUUGUAAACCUAUGCAGGAAAGUUUAAAUAGUCACUUUUUAAGUAAUUAUUUAACUUUAGCUUAGUGUUGCUUACUAAAUUAAUUGUUUAAAUAGCCAAUCUCUGUAAGUUAGCUUAAUAUUAUCCAUGAUCUAAUUUUUUUAACUGCUUUAUUUCCCAUUUCAAAUAUAACUUCAAUACGCUUGGCAUAAUCACAAACUUUCAUCAUAAAUUUAAGAAUUUCUUUCAUAUUUUACAAUACUUAGAAUAAUUAUUAAUUAGGACAAAUCUAUGUAUUUAAUGCUAAUGUAUUUUGCGAUUAUUAUUAUAUUACUUACGACUCUGCUUGUAAUUUUAUCAGCUAUUUAAAAAAAACUAUAAAACCAAAGAAUAAUAAUUAUGUUUCUCAGCAAAUCGAUACAAUUUAUUAUGACAAUUGGAUUUGCUGCAAUUAUGAGAAUACUUUCAGGAGUAAUUAAAUUAAUUUUAUUAAGCAUAGUUUCUUAUCUGCAAAUCAGAUUAAAACGGGACUCUCAGAAUGUUAUAUCUUGUUGAACAAGAGUGUUGGGUAGGGGAUUAUGUGUAUCAUGCAAUAAUUGUUAUUCUUUCACUUUUUAUUUUGCUUUUUUUACUGUUAACGUGCAAUAAAAUAUUUAUUGACUUAAAAAACAACAAGAAAAAUACAUUUUCAUAGAAACAGGGUGAUUCUUAUUUUAAAGUAUUUGUUUAUGUAAUCUUUUCUAUAACAUCCUCAACUAUAAUAAAAUAGCCUUAAUAUUCAUUCUGUGUAAUUGCUAUUUAAAAUAUAACAAGCUUAUCACUAUUUUGUAGUAUGUUUUACAACAGUCCUUUCUAUAACUCUAUUAUAUAGAAGGUUUGGGUAUCAAUAAGUGGAAUAGUGUUCUACACUAAUUUAAUGUUGUUUAUCACAUUCUUAUUCGAAUAAAUAGUUGUUUAGAAUUUCAUGAUAGGCUGGAUAAUUACAUGUCCUAUGAUAAUAGUCAUUCUAUUUGGAAGAUAAAAAGAUUAAAUUGAUUUAUUAAAAAUCAAUUUUUCAAGAUAUUAGGAAACUGAAAUGAUUAUGAAAGAAUGUGAAUAUUUAUUAGAAUUGGUAGAUUCUUCUGAAAAAGACUUAAAUAAACAGAUUUAAAUAUUAGGAUUUUUAGAAUUGCAUGAAUAAACUUGUUUUAAAUCAAAUUGUGCAAUUCUUAUCAAUAAAAAUCUUUCAAUAAAAUAUAAAGAUAAUCCAAAGUAUACUGAUGAAAGAUAAGUUUUAAAAGAACUUAUAAAUUAAUUCUAUCAAAAUGGUUUACAUAAAUUUCCUUAAAGUAUUGAUCUUAAAUUACAUUACAGUUAUUACCUUUUUGAUUAUUUAGAUGAUGGAUAAAAAGCUUUAUUUGAAUUAGAAAAAGCUGAACUUUUAAAUCCAGAUAUUGGAUAAUAAUUUUAGAUUUACAAAAUAAGAAAAUCUAUCGAAUUUUCAUUUUAAAAAUAGUAAUUUGAUGUAAAUAAAAUUUAAUAAGCUCUUUAAAAUGAUAGAAAUAUAGAAUUUUAACAAAAGUAGUUAAAUUAAAAAUUUUAAGAAUGUUCUUAUCAAAUGCUUUAAUUUUGGAGUUAGCUUCUAGAAGAAAUACCAAAUUUAUCAAUUUUAAAAAUGCAUGGUAGGUAAGUAUUGAUAUCAAUUGAUAAAAUUAGAAAAUAACUAACAAUUAUGUAAAGAUCAAACACAUUCAAUUCAAAUUCAAAAAAACUUUUAAGCAAAUUUGCUGAAUAUGUGUUUUAAAUAAUGGAUGCAGCACAAUUUAAUUUGAUUUGCAAAAAUUAAGAAUAUGAUUAAUUUUCCUUAUAAUCUAAAUUCUUGGAAUAAAGUUUUCUAUAAAAAUCUGAAGAUUUGGGUUCUUAUCCCUAUCCUGUAAUUGUAUUAGAAUUAUUUAAUAAUAAUAAUUAAGUUUCGAUUGUAAAAAAUAUCAAUUAAGCUACUUAUUCUUUAUUAGGGUAUUCAAAAACCGAUAUAAUAGGGCACUCAAUUUCAGAGCUGUUAUAAAAUAAGUAUAUUUCAUAAUAUUAUGAAGCUAUUCAAAAUUACAUCAAUGUUUUGUACAAAGUUAUUUUGCAUCAGAUUAAUAAGAUUAGAUUUCAAUUUUGCCAGUAAGAUAAUUAUUUUUCUAAACAAAAUCUUAAUAUGUUGUACUAAUUUAAACUACUGGUACUAUAUUUUAAACAGAUAAAGGAGUUUUUCUAUUCUUGAGAUUGACUAAAGAUAUUAAUUAUCGUAAUUUUGCUUAUAUUAUUUUUAAUGAAGAUGGCAAAAUUGAGAAUAUUUCAUCUACUUGUAUCUCUAUUUUAAAAUUAGACAUUCGUAAACUUUAAAUAAGAUAGUUAUUUAUUUAGCAAUUAUUCCCCUAUUUAUUAUCUAAUAAAGAAACCUAUUUCAAUAAAAUGAAAAAUAUUGCAUUUAAUUUUUAGAAAUCAAAAGAGAAAAGCAUGAUUUUUGAAGAUGAAGAAAAAGAGGAACUGAAUUCAAUUGAAUUAAUGGGAUAAUUAUUUUAAAUAUAAUUGAAUAGUGAAUUUAUCAAAAAAGGAGAAAAGUAAUAACAGUUUGGUUAUUAUUUAAAAAUAGAAUAAAUUGAAAGCAAUUAUUUUAUCAAUACUCCCAUAAUUAAAAAAUAUCAUUCAAAAAUGUAAUUUUAAUUUUGCCAUGAACAACAUGCAUACAUUUGUAAUAAUUUAUGUAAAUUUAGAUGGAAAUGUUAGUUAAAUUAGUUUAUAAUUAGACUCUGUUAAAGGAGAUAGCGAAAUUUAAGAAGAAAACUAAUAACCUAUAUUUAUCUAAUCAAGAUAAUAAUCUAGAAAAUAGUUCUCAUUAACUUCCUACAGACUUUAGAAGAUUUAUGGUGCAGACAUAAAAACCCUAAGAUUAUUUCAAAAUGAGAUUAAGGAUGUUAUAGAUUAUAACGAGGAGGAAGAAGACGAAGAUUACGUAAAGGAAUUUACAUAAAGCUCUAAAUAAAAAGAAGAAAUUAACAUAUCUUAAUCUAAUAGUAUCAAUUCUUAAAAUGACUUAAUGUUAUUCUUGUAAAAUAUAAACUAUCCUACUGUUUUGAGAAGGCUUAUUCUUUUAAACAAUAUAUUAAUAGUUGUAUUAUUUAUACUAUCUUGUGUGAUGUAUUCAACUUUAUAUGAUACUUUAACAAAAUUUUAAACUGCUAUAGAACUUGCAGCUGCUAGUAACUAACGAUUUAAUUCUCUAUUAAAAAUAUAAUCAAUCCUUUAAGAUUUGAGAGGUUGCAACUUAAAUAUCGAAGCUUCUGCAUUUGACAGCGAUAAAGAAAAGUUUGUAAAUUCAAAUUUUUAGGAUUUUAAGAAUGAAUUAAACUUAUUAUUUGAGUCUAAUUAAUUGUUAACUUCUUCUUAACUAAAAAUUAACAAAAAAUAUUAAGAUUAUAUUGAUUAAUUCGAGUAAUCCGUAAUUUAGAUGUAUUAAUUAGAUAAUAGCUAUCAAAACUUUUCGUAUACUCAAGCAGUAUCACAAUUAAUUGCAAGAGCUAUAACUUUAAAUAGUAGCAAUCUGGAUAAAUUUAAUGACAAAUAGGAGGAUUUCCAUUAUUAUUUGCAUAACACUUUUAACUCAAUUGCAAAAUAUUAGUAUGUCUCUUAAAACUACUACUUUUCAAAUAUAUAAAGCUUAUUAGAGGAUUUAGAAACAUAUGAAAAUUUUUUUUUCAUUCUUCAAUCAUGCUGUUUGUGUUUAAUAUUUUUAUUUUGUUAAUUAUACAUACGUUCUCAUUAAUAUCAUUUGAGAAAUAUCAUUUCAGCUUUUUUAGAAAUAAAAAAUCAUUAUGUAAAAUAAAUAUUCCAUAGAAUACAAAUUUUUAUCUAAAUACUUCAGACAAAUGAUGAUGAAGAUGAUGUAAAAAAUUUAAUUAUUUUAGGUAGAAUAAUUAGAUUUGGAAGACCAUGAAAAUUAAGAAGGAGAAUUAAUUAAUAAAAGUCGGAAAAGAUUAUCUUAGUUCUCUAUGAAAGUUGAAAGCAAAUUUUAAAUUCAAAUAAUUUUUGUUACUUUAUUAUUUUAUUCUUACUUUAGUUAUUUGUACUUUAGUUCUGCAGUAAAUAAUAAUUAUAUCUAUUUUAGAUAAUUAUUGAUUAAACAAAUUUACUCAUUCCCCUUGUCAAUAUAACCUCUUAUAUUCCAACUUAAUACACUAUACUUGAUAAUAGUAUAAGGGAAAUGCUUUUUGAUGAGAAGGCUAUCACGACGCAUGAAUUAAAUUCAAUAAAGAAAAUGAAUUUUAUGAUUGAUUCACUUUAGAUUUAAGAUGCUGAAAUGCAUGUAUUGAAUUAAAAAAAUGAAGAUAUUCUAUCAGAAGAAUAUUCUUAACUUUUCAAUGAAAUUUAUAUUGUAAAUCCAUGUAACGUUAUUAUUGAAAAUGAUUUAAAAGUGACAAAUACAACUUGUUUAUCAUUUAGUAAGAAUAUUCUAUAAGAGGGAUUAGCAGUUGCUAUUUCAAACUUUUUUGAAAAUGCUGAUAAAAUGAUAUCUUAUUAUGCUUACUAUAAUUCUAAUGUUGUUUAUUCAGAUUUAACCUAUAAUCUUAGUACAAAUCAUAAGAAAAACUAUACAUAUAAUAUUCUAAAUAGUAUUUAUAGUAAAGAAAAUAGAUAAAUGCAAAAAAUUUUCAUAAAGAUAUGUCAUUUAUAACUAAUUUAAGAGUUAUAAACUUAGUUAAAUAACUAUUAUUCCUUCCUGGCAUUUUAAUUAACUCUGCUGUUCUUGAUAUUUUGUAUGAUUAUAAUAUUUAUCUACUUUAUGAUUUGGAUCCCAUUAUUAACCAAUUUUUAUUUUGAAAUAAAAAAAACAUUAGAAAUUUUAACUAUAAUUCCUAUUGAAUAUUUGACUAAAAUUGGAUAGCUAUAAGAAUAUAUCAAAAGCUUGAAAAAGCAUAAUUAUUGA
Molecule: messenger RNA, 4950 nt
Organism: Paramecium sonneborni
Lineage: Eukaryota; Ciliophora; Oligohymenophorea; Peniculida; Parameciidae
Source: the annotation of a GenBank genome assembly